GAAGUCAGACGUGCCAUACAUUUUGGUCCAUCUAAAAACCUAGAACAGUAUGUCCAAGAAUCUGGAAGAGCAGGGAGGGAUGGAAAGAGCAGCACAUGUACUAUCCUUUAUAAUGGUCUACUGGCAGCAUAUUGUGAGAAAGAUAUGAAAGAAUUCCUGCAGUCCGACAGAUGCCGACGCCAUGAACUAAUGAGGAACUUUAGUGACUAUGCCUGUGUUGAAGUUAACCCUGCUCACAAUUGUUGUGAUGUAUGUGCAAGUAAUUGUGAUUGUAACAGUUCAGAGUGUAGAAUGAAUUGGUGUUUGCUUACCCCAGACAGCCACCUAGAAAUCGAUGAUUUGUGUAUGGCAACCAGUAAUGACGAUAACCCACAAACUCGACAUGUUAAUGAACACCAUAAGCAAGAACUUAUACAGAGGUUGUUAGAACUCCAAAAAAAGUUGGCUAACAGACUAGAUGCCAAGAAAUAUGUUUCAUGUCCAAAUGUGUUGAUGGAAUUUAACAAAUUCCAUAUUAAGCAAGUGGCAAACAAUUGUCACUUAUUGUUUUGCUUGGAUGAUGUUCUUGAACACAUUGAAAUUUGGCGACAUCAGUAUGCCUGUGUCAUACUUCAAGUAAUUUCCGAAGUUUUUGGUGAUAUUGAGUAUGCAUAUUCAGAUGCAGAUUUAAGUAUUGAAAACAUUUCCAUGCUUGAUGAAUCGAUCAAUUCUGUGUGGAAUGAACUCAGAGAGGACUCUUCAUUUAAUAGCAUGUUUGACAGUCUAAAUGUAACUGCUGAUGACACUACAGAUGACUGCAAUGACAUGUCUGACACUGAGUCAAACCAUUCUGGUAACAAUAGUCUAUUUCAAAUGUUAGUUGAUUAG
Molecule: messenger RNA, 867 nt
Organism: Paramuricea clavata
Lineage: Eukaryota; Metazoa; Cnidaria; Anthozoa; Malacalcyonacea; Plexauridae
Source: the annotation of a GenBank genome assembly